AUGCUUCGACAAUUUCUGUUACUUCUAGUUGUUGGUCUCGUCUUCCCCGUAUCUGCAAAUCUUAAAGGAAGGGUUGAUGAAGCCACGAUAAUCCAUGAAUCAGGAGAACAAGCUGGGCAUAGUUCGGCGGCUCGGCCGGAACUUCAAGCGGCCCGCUCCGGUGGGUCUACCAGCUCGGGCGAUCGUCCCGUGGCCGGUUCCCAGCGGCCGCUUGCUCCUCCUCAAGCAUCCAAAAUACAAUCUGGAAUUUUUACCAGUCAGACUCAAAUGAUGACUGCCGACAAGCGCCAGACCGAUGGAGCUUACAAUAUUCCGGUUAGGCACUUGACCCACGUACCAGCCCCUCCACAGCGGGUUGUGUAUCACGCACGUGCAGCGGCCUCGGCAACCCCAGCUGGUUACCAGGAAAGCCCUCCUGGUACUUCCUCCGCUCUCCUCCCUGCCAGCUACCAGCUAGGCUCUGUCCUGUCCGCCAGCCACUCACAAGCUUUUCCUGGAAGCUCAGCCGGUCAAGAAACAGCUGUCCCCCGAUUCCAGCAGGAGAUUGCAGGUCCUCCAGCGACCUCUAUCCAAAGCAGCCCAAUCACAUCUUCUCAUGUUGGGACUCCCACCCAAACUGUCAAUAUUGCCCAACCUGUUGACCGUGGUCAAAUCAAUGAUCCCCCAACUCCACCUUCACUCAAUACCAAUCCAGUUGCUGACCUGCCUGCAAACUCACCAUCACAGCCAGGCAAGUGA
Puccinia triticina is the source of this 738-nucleotide messenger RNA. RefSeq lists its product as uncharacterized. The transcript is spliced from 2 exons. The coding region runs from base 1 to 738 and encodes 245 amino acids. NCBI's taxonomy places the organism in Eukaryota, Fungi, Basidiomycota, Pucciniomycetes, Pucciniales, Pucciniaceae. The record is from RefSeq and is a predicted model, not a curated record.